This is a messenger RNA of Oryza brachyantha (malo sina), 1488 nucleotides long. RefSeq names its product exosome complex component RRP41 homolog. Gene Ontology annotation, cellular component: nucleolus; nuclear exosome (RNase complex); cytoplasmic exosome (RNase complex). Gene Ontology annotation, biological process: U4 snRNA 3'-end processing; poly(A)-dependent snoRNA 3'-end processing; rRNA catabolic process. The record is from RefSeq and is a predicted model, not a curated record. The transcript has 12 exons. The coding region runs from base 165 to 893 and encodes 242 amino acids. NCBI's taxonomy places the organism in Eukaryota, Viridiplantae, Streptophyta, Magnoliopsida, Poales, Poaceae.
CGCCCCGUCUCGCGGUUCCGCCACCGCCACAAAGGCACACCCGCACCCGCAGCGAAGAACCCUGCAAGGCGAGGCGAGCUUUUCGUCCAUAACCCGUGCGGCGAAUCCCUCUCGCAUCCUCCCCCGCGAUCGCCAACAGAGGCUGGUGACGGGAUCGUCCGGCGAUGGAGUACGUGAACCCUCUCACUGGCUUCCGCGUCGACGGCCGGCGCCCCAACGAGAUGCGGCAGCUCAAGGGUGAGGUGGGCGUCGUUGCUAGGGCCGACGGGUCGGCAAUGUUCGAGAUGGGCAACACCAGAGUCAUUGCCGCUGUCUAUGGCCCUCGAGAGGUCCAAAUCAAAGGUCAACAAGUCAGCAGCGAAGAGGCUUUGGUGCGUUGUGAGUAUAGGAUGGCAGAUUUUAGUACUGGGGAUCGAAGGAGAAAACCAAAGGGUGACAGGCGAUCAACAGAAAUUUCACUUGUUAUCCGGCAAACAAUGGAGGCAAGCAUUUUAACACAUUUAAUGCCACGUUCACAGAUUGAUAUAUUUGUCCAAGUUCUUCAAGCUGAUGGUGGUACAAGGGCUGCAUGCAUCAAUGCUGCAACACUAGCACUUGCAGAUGCUGGAAUUCCCAUGCGAGACAUCGUUACAUCUUGCAGUGCUGGUUAUCUGUGUUCUACUCCAUUGCUCGAUCUAAAUUAUAUAGAAGACAGUGCUGGAGGUCCAGAUGUCACUGUUGGCAUUCUUGCAAAGAUGGACAAAGUUACUCUUCUGCAGAUGGAUGCAAAACUACCAAUGGAUACAUUUGAAACUGUAAUGGAACUUGCAAUUGAAGGCUGCAAAGCUAUUGCAAAAUACAUCCGAGAGGUGCUAUUGGAGAACACAAAACGGCUGGAGUGCCAGCGUGGUUAGUUAAAGCUCGCAGGUGUUAUCUUCAUUAUAAAUUGCGUCAUGCAUGCUAUCACGUAAUUAUCAGCCAUUGGAUAUAAGUCUCAAUCUAUCAAUGUCACGACCCAAAGUCUCAAUUUAUUUGUGAAUGGCACUAGGCAGGAUUUGGAGUUUUCAGACCCACAGUACGGUUCCAUCUAUUUCAACUUGCUUGUAUAUUGCUGAUCACAUAAUUCAGGUCUCAGACCAGACUUUGUAUCAGGUCACUUCCUGCAGCAGACAUACAUGUACCGUGCCAUUUUUGUUGAAAUCAAAGCCUACAAGGCUGCAUUCGGAAGUGAGGAUUGACUGGAGCUUUCUUCGUGAGGCGGAUCAUUAGCAUAUGAUUAAUUAAGUAAACCACUCCUGGGACUGGAUGUCACCACCCCUACUCAAACAUCUCAUCCAGACUAGUUCCCGUGCCAAUCAAAUAGCAAGAAUAAUAUGAGUAUAUUACACAUAGCGAGAUAUUAGUACAUUGUUAAAAAUGAUUACUAGUAGUUAUUCAUAACCAUUUCAUUAUAAAGGAUGUUAAGUAUAUUAUCUGAGUGAUUAUAAUAAUCAUCGUAAUCUUGUUCCA